GUACAAGAAGAGACGCCGCGUUGAGAGCGUCGAAGGUGCGAGACGCCGCGUACUUCAUCUCGUUCGGCUUGUAGAGUGUACUUCGUUAAUUCCUAAAACAAUGUAAAUGGAUAAUCCUGGAUAACUCGGUCUCUUCUUAGCGUCAGGCAAUGGAAGAUGAGAAGAGCCGACGCUCAUGGAACCUGGUGAAGCAGUUUCACCUUCGCCGGUAGGAAACAGUGCGAAGGAGUGCCAUUUCUCGAAUAAAUCGAAUCAAAGAUGCAGUCGAAGUGAGCUCUUCUUCGAGGUAUACAAGCUGAGGCCGUACCGAGCGUGACUGGAAGACGCAAGAUGGCCUCCAGGGUCUGGCACGUUGCCUGCUCUUGGCUGGUGCUCGUGGUUGCAACCUUGGCGAUCUUGAGAGGCACCGAUGCAGAUCUGGAAGGACCUAACAUCUGCAACCGGAAGGAAACACACAUGGUGACAGUUAACAUCUCCGAGCGAGUGCCGUACAUCACGCGAGAGUUCACCUGGUGCUUCAAUUUCCCACCGAAGUGUUCCAAGUACAAGACCACCUUCAAGACCGUGUACAAGACGCAGGCGGUGGAGAAGGGCAGGCUCGUGGCAGAAUGUUGCAAAGGAUAUACAAAAACAAACGACAACGAGCGUUGUAUACCAGUUUGCUCCGAAGAUUGUCGCCAUGGAACUUGCGUUGCGCCUGACGAGUGCAAGUGCGAGUCUGGAUAUGGUGGACCUGCUUGCGAUAUCAAGUGUCCACUGGGCAAAUGGGGAAGAGACUGCGAGAGGGAGUGCAUGUGCAGGAACGGGGCCAGAUGCGAUCCCUUCGACGGCAAAUGCAUCUGCACCAGGGGUUGGAUGGGCGAAUUCUGCGACCAGGAGUGUUCUCCAGAUCGGUAUGGACAGAACUGCCUCGAAGAGUGCCGUUGUCGCAAUGGUGGAAGUUGCCAUCAUAUCUCUGGAGAAUGUCACUGUGCACCGGGCUACACAGGACCGCUGUGCGACGACCUGUGUCCGGCGGGAAAGCACGGAGACGAGUGCAAGUCGGAAUGUCAGUGCCAGAAUGGAGGAUCCUGCAGUCCGACCACUGGACAAUGCUUCUGUACUCCCGGAUGGAUGGGAUCCGUCUGUGCCAAUCGCUGCCCUACCGGAUUUUGGGGUAAAAAUUGCUCCCAAGUAUGCGAAUGCUAUAAUGGCGGAAUGUGCGACCACAUCACCGGGCAGUGCAAGUGCAAAGCUGGUUUCCGUGGGGAGACGUGUCUGAAGCCUUGCUUGGAGGGGACUUACGGUGUAGGAUGCACGAACAACUGCACCUGCAAGAAUGGCGCAACGUGUUCGAUCCACGACGGUUCCUGCGAUUGUAGUCCUGGCUGGACUGGAAAGGACUGCGACGAGAGGAUGUGCCCCGAUGGCCUGUGGGGACCGAAUUGCACGCAGGUUUGUGAAUGCAACAAGGAGAACACCGAGCUCUGCCACCCAUGGACCGGAGAAUGCAUCUGCAACGCCGGUUGGGGUGGAACUACUUGCGCCAGGACCUGUCCCUACUACUUCUUUGGCAAAGGCUGCCAAUACAAGUGCAACUGCAAGAACAGCGCGCAGUGCUCGCCGGUUGAUGGGACCUGCAUCUGCGCAGCCGGUUACAGAGGUGAGGACUGUAACGAGCUCUGCCCGAAAAAUACCUUCGGCGAAGACUGCGCCCAGAGGUGUUCCUGCAAAAACGGAGCCUCCUGCUCGCCCGAGAACGGGUACUGCAAUUGCACCGCAGGAUGGACCGGUGUCCUCUGCGAUCGUCCCUGCGCGGACAAAUUUUACGGAAAGGACUGCCUAGAUAAGUGCAACUGUUACAACAACGCCGCCUGCAAUCCGCAGAAUGGCACAUGCACGUGCGCCGCUGGUUUCACCGGGGAGUUCUGCCAGGAUCGUUGCAAAAGGGGAUUCUUCGGACACGAGUGUACGCAGGUCUGCGAUUGCCAUCCGGAAAACAGCGCCGACUGCGACCCGGCUACUGGACGCUGCAUCUGCAAGCCCGAAUGGCGAGGGAUUCGAUGCGAGACUCAAUGUCCGGCUGGCCUGUACGGCGAUGACUGCCACUCUCAGUGCAACUGCAUGAACAAUAGUUCAUGCGACCCUACCUCGGGAAGCUGCGUGUGCUCCAGAGGCUGGGAGGGUCCAGACUGCUCUCAGCCCUGUAAAGAAGGCUGGUACGGAGUUAACUGCAAGGAAAAAUGCCCGGAGAAGAUGCACGGAAACGUUACCUGCGACCACGUAACCGGGAAGUACAUCUGCCGACCUGGAUACCUGGGACUCACCUGUGAACAUCCCUGCCCUUCCGGUCGGUACGGCUCGAAUUGCGCUAAUCAUUGUCACUGCAAAAACGGAGCCGAGUGUCACCACGUUACCGGUAUUUGUCAAUGUCUACCCGGAUGGCGGGGCGAGCACUGCCAAACCCCAUGUCCUGAUGGUACCUAUGGGGUGAACUGCACUCAACAUUGCAAGUGCCAAAACGGUGGGAGGUGCAGACCCAACGAUGGACAUUGUCGCUGUGCACCUGGCUGGACGGGCACGCACUGUACGGAGAUUUGCCCGGAAGGGUACCACGGGGACCAUUGCAUGGUGCCCUGCGAGUGCAAGAACGACUUCUUCAUGUGUCACCCCGCCGAGGGCUGCAUUUGCAGGCAUGGGUACACAGGGCCCAACUGUGACGAACAGCUGUUUUCGCGUAAUGUCCAGGAGAGGGAGGAGGAAUCUGGAUAUGGUAGCGUGGUGGCAGGAGUUUUCGCUGCCAUAAUCGUCAUAGCCAUAACUCUGACAGCCUGGAUGUACCACCGGAGGAGAGUAGCUAAUCUUAAGAUGGAGAUCGCCCAGGUGCAGUACAUAGCAGAACCUGUGACGCCGCCAGACCGCAAUCAGUUUGAUAAUCCGGUGUACUCGUAUCAAGGUACCUCGAAGUCCGAUGACGGUACGGCGCUACUGAAUAACGUCCAGAUUAAGAAUGAUCUCGGCACGAAAAACGUGAACAACGUUAGGGCCAAAUUCUCACCUGACGGCAUGACGGAUGACGAGGAGGACAGUUGCAAAGGUGCGUACGGCCUGAAGUACGACCACACGGCUUCGCUGAAGAAUAAGGACGCCGACUCGGGCAAUCCCAACGUGAACAUGUAUCAUAGUAUCGAUGAAACGGACGCCAAGAAAACGGAGCACCUGUACGAUGAGAUCAAGCAGAACAACGCGUACCUGGAGUAUGAUCAUCUUGAUUACACGCGUCCCCAGAGUGCUUGGAAGCCGCAAUACCAGAGGAUGGCGAAUGGCCUGGGUCCAAAGGACGGUGGAGGUCCUAGCAAAUCCAGCGACCAGGACCCUGAAGUCGGGGUGUAAACCGUGCUGUACAAUCGUGAUGUAAAAGAGAGUUUCGUGGGUCCUUGGACGAAGAGGGAUCCACGGUUUAAUUCACGCUGAUGGUUCAUGGACGUUGAUAAUUGACGAAAAUUGAACCGGCCGGCGAUCAGCUCCAAGUCUUAACUCAGUUUCGCCCAGAGAGUGAAACAGAGGGAGAGAGAGAAUAACGUAGCACUCGUUCUUUGGUUCGUGUCCCGUGAAUGACGUUUGAUUGGUUUGAUUGAUUUGAUCGAGGUAGUCGAUCCGUUCCAUCGAUGUUCCCUAGAUUAGAGCAACUUUUUGUACUCUAUUUAUGAUUAGGAUUCUCGCUUGAGGGUUUCUAGGGAGACCAUGUCGUUUAACGGAAUAACGUGACCCAACGAAGGCGACUUCACGAUUCUGCCGAUACUAAUUCCUCCGUUUACAUCGCACAGUUCCGUUAUAUCCUUUUUUUACACGCAUCGAUUGACCUAGGUCAUCGAUUUUUCGAGUAGGCACGUCAAUCUUCUACUUCUUCCCGUCGAUCCUUCCUGAAUUGUACAUAGGAUUCUAUAUAUAGCUGGAAGUAGUAUAAAAAAUUCUUAGUGUCUUGAAAUAUUUUUCGAUACUUGUACAUAUGUACUCGAGGGUCUUCCGCGAGUUAGCGUGGUCACGGGCGAAAAUGUUGAUUCCGGAUUUAAUUUUUUUAAACAAUCAGGAGUCGUGAAAUUUGCCAAUGAUAAAGUAUCAGACGGACCGUCGACUCGUUGAUUAUGCCGAAGCAAUAAUCAUUGUAUAGAAUUAAGGAAUAAUAGCGAUAAUGAGAAUUUCGGCGAGCUUAGUGCGAAGGUCUUCGGCAGGAACGGCCGAGGAGAGUCACGUUCGUUUCCUUGUCGCAAUACUCUUCAUAUUUUUUACUUUACCAGGUUCUCUUCUACGUAUCUCGUAUAAUUAUCCUCCACGUAUUUAAACUUAACCAUGUCAUUUCUAAUCGAGCACUUGAAAACGAGAGGAGGCGGUGCUUUUUGGAGAUCGGGAAGCGAUCGUUAUCAAAAAGUAUCCGCCGAUUUUCAGCCUCGGACGGCGUGCAAUCUGUGCAAGGAGCUUUAAGAGAUAAAAGGAUGUGUUCCGAAGCGAAGAUCGUCAAUGCAAAGACGCGCGACUUUUGCCUGUGAUAAAGGACGAAUGAUCGUAAACGACUCUUGACGAAGUAAGGACGCAAUGGCAUGUAACACGUACCUGCGUCCCUCGUUUUACGUUUAUCGUGUACACCCCAGAAAAGAGAAAUACAUGUAUUCUAUAUUUUCAAACGGAAAUAAAAUCACUUGUCUUUUACUACGCGAACGCGUUCGGCCGGAAA
Messenger RNA from Orussus abietinus, 4711 nucleotides. It is a transcript of the gene drpr, whose product is annotated as protein draper. The record is from RefSeq and is a predicted model, not a curated record. The transcript is spliced from 18 exons. Lineage: Eukaryota; Metazoa; Arthropoda; Insecta; Hymenoptera; Orussidae. The coding region runs from base 331 to 3372 and encodes 1013 amino acids. Gene Ontology annotation, molecular function: scavenger receptor activity; protein binding.